AUGGUGCUGGACCUAGAGCAGCUACACAAAAAAAUGAGCAGCUCAGUAAGGAAGCAGCAGGGCGCCAAUGCCUCGGCAUUAGAGAAAGAGAUUGGUCCAGAACAGUUUCCAGUUAAUGAGCACUAUUUUGGAUUAGUCAAUUUUGGGAAUACCUGCUACUGCAAUUCAGUUCUUCAAGCACUUUAUUUUUGUCGUCCAUUUCGGGAAAAAGUUCUAGCAUACAAGAGUCAGCCUAGGAAGAAGGAGAACCUUCUUACGUGCUUAGCAGAUCUCUUCCAUAGCAUAGCCACUCAGAAGAAAAAGGUUGGAGUAAUUCCUCCGAAGAAGUUCAUAACAAGAUUACGGAAAGAAAAUGAACUUUUUGACAACUACAUGCAGCAAGAUGCCCAUGAAUUCUUAAAUUACCUACUAAAUACAAUUGCUGAUAUUUUACAAGAAGAGAGAAAGCAGGAAAAACAAAAUGGUCGUUUACCUAAUGGAAAUAUUGAUAGUGAAAAUAAUAACAGCACACCAGACCCAACGUGGGUACAUGAGAUUUUUCAGGGAACAUUAACUAAUGAAACCAGAUGUCUUACUUGUGAAACUAUAAGCAGCAAAGAUGAAGAUUUUUUAGACCUUUCUGUUGACGUGGAACAAAACACAUCAAUUACUCACUGUUUAAGGGGCUUUAGCAACACAGAAACUCUGUGCAGUGAAUACAAAUAUUACUGUGAAGAGUGUCGUAGCAAGCAGGAAGCACAUAAACGGAUGAAAGUUAAAAAACUGCCUAUGAUUCUAGCUCUGCACCUGAAGAGAUUUAAAUAUAUGGAUCAACUUCAUCGAUACACAAAACUUUCUUACCGGGUAGUUUUUCCUUUAGAACUCCGUCUGUUUAACACUUCAGGUGAUGCGACCAAUCCUGACAGAAUGUACGACCUAGUUGCUGUUGUGGUUCACUGUGGAAGUGGUCCCAAUCGAGGCCAUUAUAUUGCAAUAGUUAAGAGUCAUGACUUUUGGUUGUUGUUUGAUGACGACAUUGUAGAAAAAAUAGAUGCACAAGCUAUUGAAGAAUUCUACGGGUUGACAUCAGAUAUCUCAAAGAACUCUGAGUCUGGUUACAUCCUUUUCUAUCAGUCUCGGGACUGAGGGGGAACCGUGAUGAAGAGAUAUUUUCUGCCUCAUUUCUUCUCUGGUUAUUUUGGAAAGGAUCAAGCACUGAUUUUUCAAGAAAAGAGAAAUGCAGGAAGCUCAGGGGGCAGUAGCACACUUUGCACACAAUAAAGCAAAGACUCUGGAUUAACAAGC
This is a messenger RNA of Sciurus carolinensis (gray squirrel), 1284 nucleotides long. Its product is annotated as ubiquitin carboxyl-terminal hydrolase 12-like. The transcript has 2 exons. Gene Ontology annotation, biological process: protein deubiquitination. Bases 1 to 1125 code for a protein of 374 amino acids. Gene Ontology annotation, molecular function: cysteine-type deubiquitinase activity; cysteine-type endopeptidase activity. Gene Ontology annotation, cellular component: nucleus; cytosol. The record is from RefSeq and is a predicted model, not a curated record. Lineage: Eukaryota; Metazoa; Chordata; Mammalia; Rodentia; Sciuridae.